AACACGCAACGCAACGACGCCCCUCGCACAAAAACGGGGUGCCAACGGGAAAAAAAAAUAGGGGAAAGAAAACAAAAAGAACGCCGGGAAUGGGCAAGCAGCAGCAGGCGCCACCGUCGCGGCGGCCCCCGGCGAUGUCGGCGCCUCCGCCGCCGCGGCGCCGGAAGAAGAAGGGCCGCCCGUCCCUCCUCGACCUCCAGAAGCGCAGCCUCCGCCUCGAGCAGCAGCUGCAGGAGCAGAAGCAGCAGCCCCAGGCGCGCCGCUCCACCAGCCGGAACCCCGACGACGAGGACGACGACGACGGGCCCGCGUCCGGCUCCGGCCGCCGCGAGAAGAAGCUCCGCCUCGUCAUGGGCCUCCACGACGGAUCGGCCAAGGGACAAAAGACGAGGAAAGCGACGGAUGGGCGUGAAGAGCCGUCAGAUUCCGGGCCCACAACACCUUUGCCGAACAAAAAGUUGUUGCUCUUCAUCCUUGAUAGGCUACAGAAGAAGGACACUUAUGGUGUAUUCUCAGAGCCUGUUGAUCCCGAAGAGCUGCCUGACUAUCAUGAUAUUAUCAAGCAUCCAAUGGAUUUUUCGACAAUAAGGAAGAAGCUUGAUAAGGGGGCCUAUUCCAACUUGGAGCAAUUUGAGGAUGAUGUGUUCUUGAUAAGCUCAAAUGCGAUGUGCUACAAUUCACCAGAUACAAUAUACUAUCGACAGGCACGAGGCAUUCAGGAGAUUGCUAAAAAGGAUUUUGAGAAUCUUAGGCAAGAUAGUGAUGCCAGUGAGCCAGAACCUGAACCGGAACCAGAACCGGAGCCAGAGCCAGAACCAGAAGAACCAAAGCCACAGCCUCGUAGGGGCAGGCCUCCAAACAAGAACAAUGCCAGACAGAAAGUUGGGAGGCCACCAGCAGAACGUGCUACUGCAGACUUUUCCGGUGCAACACUUGCCAAUGCUGCAAAUAGUGGACGUCAUGCACAGCCAGAUCUUGAUCUGUCACGAAGAGCAAUGGAUAAAGCAAUGAUUGCAGAUGUGCUGAGAGCUUCUUUUGCGAAUCGAAGAAAUGAGCACAACUGGUCUGGCGAGCGGAAAUCAGAAAGAAUUGAAGAUUACUCAGGUUACGGGAGUAUGUGGUCCGCAAAAAUGGGGAAGAAGCCAAUUCUGAUGGAAGAUAGUCGUCGAAGCACAUACUAUGAGGCUCAACCAUCCAGUUCAAUAUAUGAGUUGCCGGUAUCAUCAUCCUAUAAUGGGACGAAGAAGCUGCUAGUACCAGUUGGGGUUCAGUUGCAGCAGUCCUAUUCCCGCAGCCUGGCUCGUUUUGCUGCACAACUUGGUCCUAUUGGCUGGGAAAUUGCAUCAAGACGAAUUGAACGAAGUCUUCCUCCUGAAACAAAAUUUGGUCCUGGCUGGGUAGGGGAUGGUGAAGCACCAAGCUCAUUUCAGCCACCAGCACUAGCUGCUUUUUCAGAAACAAUGGCACCACCAAGCAAUGUAGCAGCAUCAGGUGACCAGCCACCUAAUAACAGUGGCCCUGCCGCUGAGGAUUGUGCUGCCAGCUCAAGCCAUUUGGCAGUAUCUCAGCCACAUGCUAUGCCAUAUCCUUCUACCAGUACCGUGCAGAGGACUGAUUCUGGAGCAUUAGCAAGCCAGCAACGGGGAUCAAUACCACAUAUUCCAAUAAAUAGAGGUGAACAUGAUGCUGAAAUGAAGGGAGGCCAUAAUAAUCUUCACGGACACCCAGCCAUGCAGCAACCUGUAAAUGGUUUCAAUGCUGUUCCAGGACCAGUGAUGUUUCCACCUGCGGCACAACUGGUGGUGAAUCAGAUGCAGACACAUACGGCUGAUUGAGUAACGAGUAGAGGCCAUCGAAUCAGCAUUGUCGACAUGACAUUUGGAUUGUGCCCACUUCCGGUCAUGGCCGUGACGGCACCAAGCGACGAGGGCCUUAGCCGCACCCACCAACCUCAACAUUGGGGUUUUCUGGUAGCUGCUGAUCAGCCGCACCGCGACCUGGUUCGGCUGCAAUUGUGAGCCUGCUGUGUAAUCGCAUAGUAACUUAGGGUGAUAGCGUGCAUAGAUGUGUUGGGUGGAUUUGUUGGUAGAGCGGGUUUGGUUGUAACCGCGCGGUUGAGUUGCAGUUGGAGAUUUAGCGAUUCUGAUGUGCAGUAGAAAACCACAGGGGAAGCGAGACAUCUGUAUAGAUUAUUCAGGAGCUUCUAGCGUUAUGGUAACUGAUGUGGCCGAGCAUGAAAUCGUGCGCCGUAGGUUGUUCAUCGUA
This is a messenger RNA of Setaria italica (foxtail millet), 2265 nucleotides long. RefSeq names its product bromodomain-containing protein 4B. Bases 90 to 1835 code for a protein of 581 amino acids. Lineage: Eukaryota; Viridiplantae; Streptophyta; Magnoliopsida; Poales; Poaceae. Gene Ontology annotation, molecular function: protein binding. The record is from RefSeq and is a predicted model, not a curated record. The transcript has 10 exons.